Rosa rugosa (rugosa rose) is the source of this 936-nucleotide messenger RNA. RefSeq lists its product as uncharacterized. Bases 1 to 936 code for a protein of 311 amino acids. The transcript has a single exon. Gene Ontology annotation, molecular function: aspartic-type endopeptidase activity; zinc ion binding; nucleic acid binding. The record is from RefSeq and is a predicted model, not a curated record. Gene Ontology annotation, biological process: proteolysis. NCBI's taxonomy places the organism in Eukaryota, Viridiplantae, Streptophyta, Magnoliopsida, Rosales, Rosaceae.
AUGACCGUUCGGGAUUACGAGGCAGAGUUCUCUCGGAUGUAUCGCUUCGUACGACCAUGGGAUACCGAAAGGUUAGCUAUGCACUUUCUGCGAGGGCUGAAUGAGAACCUUCGGGUUACAGUAGCAUCGUUUGAGUUGGCGACGGUGGCACAAAUGGCGGCAAAGGCAAUGGUACUAGAAGAGGCAAACCCACCUCGGCAGAAUGAUCAGGCAGCAGCAAGAGAUUUCCGAGACAAGGGGAAGAGAGUAGCAGGUAGCAGUAGUUCGAUGAGACAUCAGGGUGGAUCCUGGAAGAAGCAUAGGAACAACUUUCACCACCAGGCCCCAGCUAGGGCAGCACCUACACCUGUCAGGGCUAUGCCUAUCAAACAAGCAGCACCUGCUACACCACGGACAUGUUACAAUUGUGGAGAGACAGGCCAUAUUUCCAGUGGAUGCACUAAACCAAAGAAACGGAAAUGCUUCAAAUGUGGGUUGGAAGGGCAUUUCGCUAGAGAGUGUACUCGACUUGAGGGUGGAGGACAGGGUAACCAGCAGAGACUUUUGCCUCCAGCACCUGCAAGAAUCUUUGCUAUUGGCCAGAUAGGCACUGGGGUGGAAGGUACCUUAUCUGUUUAUAACUACCUUCCUAGAGUAUUGUUUGAUACGGGAGCCUCCCACUCCUUCAUAUCUAGUUCAGUUGUAGAUGUGUUGGAUUUGACUGCUAUGCCUCUUACUAGAUCUUUGUGUGUCACAUCGCCUCUUGGCGUCUCUCUUGAACUUGAUAUGUUUUGUGAUGAUUGCCCUAUUGGGAUAUGUGGCAGAGAAUUCUUUGCAUCUUUGAAUGUGAUUCCAGAUCACACGUAUGAUGUGAUUUUGGGUAUGGAUUGGUUGAGCCCGAACCAUGCAGUGAUUGAUUGCUUUAGGAUGGUUGUGUCCUUCCGUGUCCCUGGAUAA